Messenger RNA from Suillus clintonianus, 3553 nucleotides. RefSeq lists its product as uncharacterized. Gene Ontology annotation, molecular function: ATP binding; ATP hydrolysis activity; P-type sodium:potassium-exchanging transporter activity. The transcript is spliced from 15 exons. Gene Ontology annotation, cellular component: membrane. The coding region runs from base 162 to 3338 and encodes 1058 amino acids. The record is from RefSeq and is a predicted model, not a curated record. Gene Ontology annotation, biological process: intracellular sodium ion homeostasis; sodium ion export across plasma membrane; intracellular potassium ion homeostasis. NCBI's taxonomy places the organism in Eukaryota, Fungi, Basidiomycota, Agaricomycetes, Boletales, Suillaceae.
UCCGCCAACCCACCGCUGAAUGGCGAAAAUCGCGCAACUUUGCUUGGGAACACAGGAAAAAAAUACAAACUCAAACCUUUCCACAAGAGCGCUGAGAUAAAAAGAGUGAGUGCGAAAAAUCAAAAGCCGGUGCAGUCUCGGGUACAGUGCUAGCUUGUACGAUGAGAGAACUUUCUCGAAAGUCGUCUGAGCACGAAAGAGCGCCAGGCUAUGGAAUUCAGAUAGGAUAUCGAACCCUUUCCAUUCGCGUGGAAGAGAAGGACCUCCCUUCAAAGGCUAAGCAAUCAGCAGAUCCGGCAGAUGCCAUAGCUAGCAUCGACGUCCAUCUCAUCAGUACUGAUGAGGUGUACACUCGUUACUCUUGCCAUCCUACUGUCGGUCUCGAGCAGGCAGCUGUUCAACGAAGGUCCAAGGAUGCAAAGAAUGUCAUCAGCCCUCCCCCAACCCAACACUGGAAGAAGAUCCUCAACUACAUCUUUGGAGGCUUCAAUUUCCUCAUGUGGAUCGCGUUCAUUGUCACACUACUGUCGUACAAGCCCCUGGGAGAGCCUCACCCUGCGGUUGUCAACCUUGGUGUUGCAGUUCUGCUGAUGCUCGUCAUUAUCAUCUCAGCUACAUUCUACGCCUUCGUGGACUGGAAUGCUAGCCGAAUCAUGAAAUCCAUCAAGUCUCUUAUCGCGCAUGAGGCCGCUGUUAUCCGUGAUGGAAAGCAACAGCUCAUUCCUGCCACGGACAUCGUCGUCGGAGAUAUUGUAGUUCUCAGCACUGGCGAUCGAAUUCCUGCGGACCUAAGGAUCGUAGCGGCUUCGUCUGACUUGCGCUUUGACCGUUCACUACUCACUGGAGAAAGUGAUAUGGUCCCCGGUUCCCUCGAUGCCACAUCUGAUAACGCCCUGGAGACGCGCAACCUUGCUCUGACCUCGACCUUCGUGACUCAGGGUACCUGCAAUGGUGUCGUGUUCGCCACUGGGGACAGGACCGUCAUGGGACGCCUUGUCAAGAUGUCUGGCGAGACAAAAUUCAAGCUUACAACCAUUCAGAAAGAGAUCUGGUUUUUCACCAAGGUUAUCUCCACAGUCGCUUUCUCGAUGUUCAGUAUAUCCUUAUUGCUCUUCGGCGUGUGGUUGAGGACGAGCUAUCCUGGAUAUGAGAACAUCAGCAUAGCGAUCAUGAACUCGAUUGGUUGCCUUACGGCGUUCGUGCCUCAGGGACUACCCCUCUGUGUCGCCCUUUCGUUGACCAUCAUUGCCCGUCGCAUGUCGAAGCGCCAUGUUCUUGUGAAGAAUCUCGCAACGAUUGAAACGCUUGGAUGUAUGUCUGUUUUGUGCUCAGACAAAACUGGUACUCUGACUGCAGGCAAGAUGGCGGUCGAAUCAAUCGCCUUUUUGGAUCAUCAUCUUUUGAUCAGUGAAAUUGACGAGCAGAUCUCCGAAGCACCAGACCCUCGAUUAUUCGCUGGCUUGAGCGCUUUGCACCAGACCGCGCGGCUGUGUAACGGUGCAAAGUUCGACUCUGCGACUGCUGACAAGCCCAUUCACGAGCGGAACGUCAAAGGAGAUCCCACCGACACGGCCUUGCUUCGCUUUUCCGAGGGUCUGUCUAUUCCGGCCUUAGACAUUGAUACUUCAGCGCUGCUGUCAUCCUGGAGAAAGCUCUUUGAAAUUCCUUUCAAUUCAAAAAACAAGUGGAUGCUGAGCGUUGUUCAGGAGACUCAAACGACUGAAGGGGAUAUCACUGAGAAGGACUCGAGAGCAUGGAUGCUCGUGAAAGGUGCUCCAGACAUGCUGGUAAAAUCCUGCAGCACGGUAAUGAGGUCCGAUGGCACCGUUGUCCCGUUCGAUGAAGCGGCAAGGGAGCACAUAGCCGAUCUUCAAAGCAAUUGGUCGAGUGAAGGGCAGAGAGUCCUUGCCCUGUGUCGCAAGCCGCUGGAUGCCUUGAAACCGAACAUUUCUCCAAAUGACAUGGAGGAAUUGAUGUACUCGGAGAUAGCCAAUCUCACUUUGGUCGGACUGGUUGGUAUCCGCGAUCCGCCCCGUCCCGACGUGCUUCCAAGUGUGGGCAUUAUUCGUCGCGCCGGUGUCAGGGUUUUCAUGGUGACCGGAGACUUCAAGCUCACUGCUGUCGCAAUCGCACGCCAGGUCGGCAUCAUUACACAGCACUCCGUAGAUACCAUCGAUGACGUCAGGGCUUCAGCGUCCGAGAAGAACCUCACCGAUGUUCCAUUGCCCGCUAUUAAGCCUUCGGAAGACGAUCCUAUCCGGGCAUUGGUACUUACAGGAGAGGACGUCGGCACCCUUACCACCUUUGACUGGCACAUAAUCGUCGGGCAAUACACUGAAAUUGUGUUUGCCCGUACCACGCCUGAUCAAAAGAUGAAGAUUGUCGAGGAAAUCAAGGCCCGUGGCGACAAUACUGUGGCUGUAACUGGUGACGGUGUGAACGAUGCGCCCGCACUCAAAGCCGCUGACAUCGGUGUUGCGAUGGGGAGCGGUAGUGAUGUGGCGAAAGAAGCCGCUGCACUGAUCUUGUUGAACAAUGACUUUGCUUCUAUCCCAGUGGCAAUUGAGAUGGGUCGCCUGGUAUUCGAUAACCUCAAGAAAGUGACGCUUUACCUCAUGCCUGUUGGAAGUUACACAGAGUUCAUGGCAGUGGUUUCAAAUGUUGUCUUUGGAAUGCAAAUUCCUUUGAGCUCCUAUCUACAAGUUUGUUUCUCCAUCACAAAUGACGUGGCCAUGUCAAUCUCCUUGAUGUACGAGAAAGCUGAAUCAGAUCUCAUGAUGAGGAAGCCUCGUAAUGCUAGAACCGACCGCCUUACAGAUUGGAGACUGUUCUUCCAGAUCUACUUGUUCCUUGGACUCAUGGCCUGGCCGUGCGCGAUGAGCAUGUGGUUUGUAUAUAUGAGUCAGCAAGGCCUCGGAUUCCACGAUGUUUUCUUAGCCUAUAACAAAUGGGGAGAUGGCUAUCACGGCUACACACUUGAUCAGCUCACUCAAUUUGUUAACGUCGGGCAGUGCAUCUACUACGUGACGAUGGUCUUUAUGCAGUACGGAAAUCUCCUCGCCAUUCGAAACCGCAGGGUUUCCUUGCUCAAUUCUAACCCUCUAUGGGGACCUCGCAAGAAUAUUGCAGUUCCGAUCGGCAUGGUGGCGACUGCCUUGAUUGCGAUAACCAAUCUGUACGGACCAGGUUUACAGAAUGUGUUUUUGACGACCCCUAUACCUGGGAUGUUCUGGGGCCCUCCGUUCGCCUUUGGCUUGGGAAUUCUCUGCGUGGACGAAGUCCGCAAGCUGAUUGUGAGGUCCUAUCCAAGGUCUAUCGUUGCCAAAAUGGCUUGGUAACACCUUUGGUAUCUCCUGGUCUGGGAGAAUGUUACUUGUAUGGCAGCGUAGGAUCGGCAUUUGUGUCGUCUGAGCUGCCACACAACAAUACCCUUUUAUUAGUCAAACAGUAUAUAGCCUAGAAAUGAUAGCAAUUGAGAUUAUGAUAUGCGGAGGCAUCUCGCCGCCUGUAAAGUAUAAAAUAAAUCCAUGGAGUACAUACUUUCUAGAGCGGA